Molecule: messenger RNA, 3430 nt
Organism: Episyrphus balteatus (marmalade hoverfly)
Lineage: Eukaryota; Metazoa; Arthropoda; Insecta; Diptera; Syrphidae
Gene: Kr-h2
Product: Krueppel homolog 2
Exons: 6
Coding region: 279-1076 (265 amino acids)
Biological process (GO): endoplasmic reticulum tubular network organization; membrane organization
Cellular component (GO): membrane; endoplasmic reticulum
Source: RefSeq, a predicted model, not a curated record
GUAAAAACCCAGUAACUAAGCCAAUAGUCAACGGGCAUGUUGUGAAAAAUUUUAAUAGUUUUUUCUUCUUUCAUAGUAAAAAACCAUAAGUGCAAUAUAUUUGGUGUUUCGUUUUCCUUAGAAGUUUAAUUAAGUUACUUUCCAACUUAAUUUUAAACAAAGUCUUUUUAUAAUAUUGUUAUAAUUUUGCUCACUGCAUUCAACAAGUGUUCGGGAUCGGAGAGCUCUUCCGGAUUACCAAUUGAAGACGACAUUAGACUGCCGCACAAUCUCAUAAAAUGGCUGACGACGCAGGAGAUCCGCCAAGACCAGAAAAUGAAAGGCCCUCUUCCCCGCCUCCUCAAGAAAACGUUUCUGGUAAAAUUGUUGAGCAUAUUAAAGAGAAUAAAAUCGACGUUGCAAUGUGGGCAACCCGAAUAUUAGCUAUUUUCUUCACAGCUGGUUACGUUCUUCCAAUUUUUGGAACUGCCCAGAGUUCAUUUAACAAAGUUCUUCUAGCGAACGCUGCAACAAAUGCAUUGCGCUUGCAUCAACGACUACCAAGGUUUGCUUUGUCUAAAGAGUUCCUCGCUAGACUAUUUACGGAGGAUUCCUGUCAUUACCUUAUGUUUUCUUUAAUAUUCUUCAAUGUGCAACCAACAUUGUUUAUAUUAGUUCCAAUUGUUCUUUUCGCAGUGUUACAUGCUGCAAGUUACUCACUUAAAAUUGUUGACUUAAUUGGACAAAACUCAUGGUGGGGAGCUAGAUUUCUUAUAUCUCUGGUGGAGUUUCAAGCAACUAACAUCCUUAAGGCAGUUGCAUUUUCGGAGAUUUUCAUAAUGCCGUUGGCUAUUAUUUUAACAUUUAUGGGUAAAGCUGGUCUUAUGACACCUUUUGUCUACUAUCAUUUCUUACAGAUGAGAUAUAACUCACGCCGUAAUCCUUACACAAGGAACGCAUUUGCUGAGUUGCGAAUGGCAGUGGAGUCACUUGCCAGUCUAUCACCGCCAAUUGUGGGAAAGGUUUUACGUGGUGGUAUUGCAUUUGUUAAUCGCCUGAGUCCACAACCUCAGCCUACACCACCCCCAACACAAUAAAAACGUAUUAUAAUGGGGGAGAUAGUUUUUAUUUAAUUUUCUAUAUAGUAGAUCAAAAUAAAAACAUAAAAACACCCAAUUUCUUGAUUUAGUUCUAGAAUAAGUUUUACGAACAUAGAAAACUUGGGACCUUUUUCAUUCCGAUGAAUUUUGACCAUAAUACUUGCACUUUUGUCAAACCGAUUAUGACUGGUAACCAUUUUGAAAACCCAUUUUAACACAUUUUCUAUUAUUUGUUCAUAAUUGAAAUUCAAUGUUCACAUAACAUGGAGACGAACAAAAAUAUCGUUGUAAUUUUUGCAUGACUGGCAAAGAUAAAUGUUUAUAGGUCUUGUGCUGGCAUAUAUAGCAACAAGUCACAAAAUUAUUAUUGCAUCACAUAAGGGGUUUUUCUUUUUUUCGUUCAGAACAAAGCUCUGAACAGAGUUUGAACAUGUCGAACAGGCUCAGAAUAUGCUCUGAACUGAACGUGUUCUGAGCACUCAAAUUUGUUUGUGAAAUACAUUUGAAAACCAAUUGAUACGUUACCUUUACACAGAUGUAAAGAUGUAAUAAACACAAAUUUGAAACUCUGAAUGUUAGUCUGCUUCUACACGAAGACGUAGACGCACAAGAUGCACAUAAGAACAAGGGAGGAGUCGCCUUAAGAAGUAAAAAAGCAACUCAAUUUUUUGUUUGACAGUUCAGGCUCUGUUCUGAACUAAAAAUUAGCUCUGUUCCUUUGGGAGGUUUUCAAUGGAACGCACUUUCAACAAAUUCAAUACAAAUCGUAUCUACUCGGGAAGAAAAGCAUGAGUAGAUGAUAGUACUAGAUUAACCAAAACAUCUACUAUUAGUGGACUACCACCUCCAAUGGAACAGGGAUAUUAAAGAAAAAUCAUAAUCCAAAACAACAGUAAAAGUUAGUAUAGAAUUGAAGAGUCCAGAGGAAAAACAGCACUAGUCCAUUCCAACUCAUUUCGAGAAAAAAAAACGCAUUUUUAAAUUUUCUUCUCCAUACAACUUAGUACUAAAAGCACACAAUUUAUUUAUUUUUUCAGCAAGGCUUAAAUUUGUUUUAUAAAAGUAAGGAUGCCAUCACAUAGUGCUCAGUAAAUAAUACAAGUCCUCAUGAUUAGUUUAUUUUUGACAAAAAGCGGACCUGUGCCUGGACCCUUCAAAUGUCGUUGUGGAUUUAUGAAUUUAAAAAUAUUAGGUACUCCUGCAAAUAAUUUAAAAUCAAGCUUUAUAUUGAGGGAAGAUUUCAAACACGCUUGUAAAAACCUAAGUGGCGAUCAUCUUUGUUAUCGUGUUACGAUAACUCCAUAAUUUAUUAUAUUCUAUAGUAUUAUCGUUAAACGAUUUUCUACAAUUAUUAUGUUUUUUAUUACGCCUUGGCUAAACUGGACAAAAAAUGCACUAACUUUGUUCACACCACAAUAAACUAUUUUACAAUUAUAAGAACUUCCUUAAAUUUUCACUGUACAAACGCCGGCCGCACCGCGCCGGAAAAGAAGAAGUAUAACCCUCAACAACAAAAUGAGAAAUGACUUUUCAUAAAGGGAUUUUUUACUUUUUUUUUUAAAAUAAGUUCUGUCCUCCCCCCCACAUUCCAACGCUCAAUUUUUUGAGCGUCUCAAAUUGAAUGAAAAAAGAAAAUUAAUCCCACUAUAUAGCGAUCAGGAAAAUGCAUCAGGAAAAAAGAAACAGUAUGAAAUUGAAUAUUUUUUCCUGAUGCCCGUUUAUAGCGAUCAGGAAAACUUACGUCACACAAAAUCUACCUACUCUCUUCUAUUCCUGAUUGAAAUACACACGAAAAAAUUUUCGUAUGCAGUGGAACAUGAAACAUUUGAAGCACUUCAGGGGAACAAUUUGUUUCAUUUUGUUUCAAAUGUCAAUCAGCUGGCACGAAAAAUGCAUCAUCUGUCAACUCUUAUUCUGACUUUUCUCGGCGAAACUAUUCUGCAAUACCAUCGUCUAAAACAAAGCUACUGUCUUGAUGUAGAAGCAAUUACAUUAGUAUCAAGAUAAUUGCGAAACGACCAAUACUAUUUUAUAGGCUAAUAGCGAUGCCAAAAGGUACUAGCGAGGUAACCGUCGGAGCUCUCCGAUUCGUUUGAAAUCGGAAAAUUUUCCGCUCCGACGGAAACUUGGCUAGGGCCGGUUAUAAUCGCAAAAGUAAAAGUCACGUUUUUAAUUUGUAAUCCUGUCAUAACGGCUAAGAACUUUCUCAAGAAAUUGGGCGUAAGAGACAUAAUAUUAGUUUCUAUAGUCUUUUGAAGUUAUUAUAUUAUAACAACAAAUGUUUUGUUUAUAUUUUAUAUAUUUCUGUGGCACUAAGGUGAUGUUUAUAUAAUAAAAAAUCCGUUUUUAUA